GCUCAGACCACAUAUCAUAACGAACACCCUUCUGCUCCUGUCAUCUUCAUAUGCCUGAUGCCAUCCGACUCGCUCGUCCAUAGGGAAGGCCAAUCCCCGGUCAAGUUCUCCGGCGACCUCACCCCCCAGCAGCAAGCGGGAAUCGUCAAGUUCGCGGACGUAAUCCUUCGCGGCCCAGGCGACUUCGCAAAAGCUGUCGGAUCUUGUCUCGAGCUCACAGAGGUGUCCAUUAGUCCCAGGCCAGAGGAUGGAAAGCUGCACGCAGCAGUCGUCUUUGAGAUAGAUGUGUUAGAAGACAUGCUCAACGCCAACAGACACGUGCACGGAGGUUGUUCGAUGUUCAUGAUUGAUAUCUGUUCUGCCAUCGCCUUGACGGCCCUGAGCAUCGCCAUGAACAAAAGAACACACCUUGUCUCCCAGGCUAUCAACACCAUAUUCCACGCCCCCGCCACAGUCGGUGCUCGUCUCAAGAUUGUGAACAAGACCGUUGCGUACGGUACACGAACAGUCUCUGCGCGAACUGAGAUCUGGGAUAUCACGAAUCGUCGAUUAGUCGUCUCUGGAAUUCAUAAUCAGAUGCAGCCUUCGCCGCCCAAGCUGUGAGGGGCGCUUCCUGAUACACAAACACCUAUCCAUCUUGAUCUAGCA
Messenger RNA from Dichomitus squalens LYAD-421 SS1, 648 nucleotides. RefSeq lists its product as uncharacterized. Lineage: Eukaryota; Fungi; Basidiomycota; Agaricomycetes; Polyporales; Polyporaceae. Gene Ontology annotation, molecular function: fatty acyl-CoA hydrolase activity. The transcript is spliced from 5 exons. Bases 58 to 603 code for a protein of 181 amino acids. The record is from RefSeq and is a predicted model, not a curated record.